AUGGCUCCCAACAUCUUCAUAUGCCUUCGAAAUAUUAUUUGUCCCUUGUACUGGUUUGAAAAGGGAACUCGUGUCGAUGGCCACCCAACCAAGGACGAACACUGGGAGUCUCCAGUGCCAGGCACUUACCGUUACGUACCCGACCGAGGAUGGCACCUCAUUCGACAGGACGGCGCUGAAGAGGACGAGCAACAGCCUCGACCUGUUGUCUACUGCCGCAUCGUCCAUCAAUAUCUUUUCUCCUCGGACAUGGAACAGCGCUGCCGCUACCACCGAGUGCAGUUGAGAGAAGGCGAGGAGCCGCAAAGAUGUCUCUUCUUCAGACUCGAAGACGGAUUCACAUGGGUGAUCGGCUGGGACUCGCGCGGAAAAUUCAUACCCGGCCCCUACCGAAAGUGGUGCUACGACAAGGAGGCCCAGAUCAUGCGACGAAUGACCUCCUACGAAGAUAGCUCUGCCUCUUCCUCGCCUAUGACCUCGCCCAUGGCAUCUCGAACUAGUAGCGUGGCGUAG
Talaromyces atroroseus is the source of this 513-nucleotide messenger RNA. RefSeq lists its product as hypothetical. The record is from RefSeq and is a predicted model, not a curated record. Bases 1 to 513 code for a protein of 170 amino acids. NCBI's taxonomy places the organism in Eukaryota, Fungi, Ascomycota, Eurotiomycetes, Eurotiales, Trichocomaceae. The transcript has a single exon.